Polyodon spathula (Mississippi paddlefish) is the source of this 2096-nucleotide messenger RNA. RefSeq names its product SLAM family member 8-like. The record is from RefSeq and is a predicted model, not a curated record. The coding region runs from base 754 to 1431 and encodes 225 amino acids. Lineage: Eukaryota; Metazoa; Chordata; Actinopteri; Acipenseriformes; Polyodontidae. The transcript has 4 exons.
GUUAAAAUAAUGACCUUUUGACUCCCCCAUUAUUCUCAAGUCUAACUAUACAGACCCAUUCCGCUUCUGUCGUUUCAUGACUGUCAAAGUUCGCUAAAAUUGAAACCCUCUGUUCUAACAUUAAGUGCAAUCUGCUGUCCCAGAGCACUGUGCAAAUGUAUUAGAACACCCUAUUGCUUCUCUAGUUUACUAAUUAGCGAUCGUUUAAGCGAUGACUUUGUAACAGGCCAUGCACAUGCAAUUAAUUUCAAACCGUAAGAGAAAAGGAACACAGAGUCGCACGCUGCAAAAUGCAGGAGUCUUUUUUUGAGUUAGUCUGUGGACAGGGUAAAUACAAUUCCUGCACUGAAAAGUUCACCUCCCACCAGCAGGGGGCGCUGGCGACUAUGGGGGUUAACAUUCCUUAUGAAAUAGCGUUUGUGUUAAUCUUUGGAAACACUCAACUAAGACAAACAUAACCCUUUAAAUCAACCGUUUCUCUUCCAGUCCAUUGCACUGCAGGGCUUUGUUCCAACCAGACCCUUGAUUCUCUAGUUGACCUCCAACAGGGUCAGGGUGUGGUUGGAACAAAGUCCUGCAGUGGAACGCAUUGGAAGAGCCAAGUCAACUUGCAACUCACCUCCGGUCUGAGGAGGCUAUGACAAGUUUGGUGACAUGGAACGGGAAGUGAUACUUUACCACAGCGACUCUGCAGGUCUCGUCUUUGCCUUUCUCUGCUGAUACUUUGUUUGAAAGUUGGAUUUAAAUCCAAAAAUGCCACGGAUCAUUUCUUGCUGGACGGUACUGGUGACUAUUGUCAUUUCUGGUCUUCCCUGUCAGGCCGUCAAAUCAGUUAAGGGUAUUUUGAACGGCGUAGUCCUCUUACCCCCUUGUGUGCAUACAGGGUUACCAAAAAGAAUCACCUGGUCCAUCUUCAACAAUGACACCCUCAUUGCUACAUUAAUAUCUGGAUCAACUAAUGUAGCUUUGAGGCCAAAGUUCAAAGAUAGGCUUCAUCUGAACCGCACGCAUGGAUCACUUCUGUUAACAAAACUGCAGAUGGAAGAUGCCAUGAGCUACACAGUGAAUAUAAUUAGCAGCACAGAACAGUGCAAUGAGGCAGUGAAUCUACAAAUUACUGCACCUGUUGAAAUUGAAAAGACCGAGCCGAGCGGAGUGUGCCCGUUCACUUUGAAAUGCUUCGUUUCAAACUACUCAAAUUUGAGUUACAUUUGGAAGUUUAACAUUUACAAAGAAAGAGGACCCAUUCUGAGUGUCAGAGACAUUCCUUUCAACACAGAAGAGUCCUACACCUGUGUGGCUUUCAACAACGAAACCAGUUCAUCAGCUACUGUGACAGAGCACUGUGACAAUGCAGGAAAUGUGAAUGGAAAUAGUCGUCUUUAUUACAUCUCCAUCUUUGGACUUUUAUUAUACUUUGGGAGUUUCUAGAAUGCUUCUGGAAAUCUGGAAUGCUUGUACAAAUCUGCAGUGCUCCUGAAAUACUAAAACUAUUCUGUUAAUGUAAAUUGUGUUUUGUGUUUGUUUUUUUGCUUUUUUUAUUACCACUAAAACAAAUUGAUGGUUUGACAUUUUUUUACUUAUUUUUGUAGAUAUCAAGGUGUUUGUAAAUGUCAAUUAAUUUACAUUGAUUCAUUGCUUACUGUCUGAUUCCAGUUUAGAAGACAAAGUAAAAAACAAAUCUUCCAUUUCAAUCCUGCAGCACACACUUUGCAUUUCAUUACCUUUAUGGAAAUAAAAUAUAUUUUCAAAAAAUAUAUAUAUAUAUAUUCCACUUCAUAUUACAAAGCAUUGCAUUACAUUUGCCAUGCAUUUCGAUAUAUUUUACAAUAUAUUCCCCAUAUUAAAGUUAUUGGAUAAUCUAGGUGAUGCAAAGGUGAUUCAGAUAUUUUAUUCAAUUAAUGUAAUCAAAAGAAACCACACAAUGAUAUUACAUCAAAGUCUAUAUCUGAAGCCAUAACAGCAAAUAUUUCAUGCUAUAUUUCUGAUUGUCACAUUUCCAGUUUUUCUGUUCAGUAGAUGGGAAAGCUACAAAGCGUUGGUGUGUGAUUCAAUAUGUUAACAAGGGAACAUUAUUCAGCAGCUUUCACUGGACU